Microsporum canis CBS 113480 is the source of this 756-nucleotide messenger RNA. Its product is annotated as lysine decarboxylase-like protein. Gene Ontology annotation, molecular function: hydrolase activity, hydrolyzing N-glycosyl compounds. Gene Ontology annotation, cellular component: cytosol. The record is from RefSeq and is a predicted model, not a curated record. The transcript has 2 exons. Gene Ontology annotation, biological process: cytokinin biosynthetic process. NCBI's taxonomy places the organism in Eukaryota, Fungi, Ascomycota, Eurotiomycetes, Onygenales, Arthrodermataceae. The coding region runs from base 1 to 756 and encodes 251 amino acids.
AUGUCUGAAGCCUCCAAGCAAGCACGACCAGUUGUAUGUGUCUUCUGCGGUUCGGCCGCUGGAAAAUCCCCCGCCUAUAUAGAGGCAGCGCGCGCCCUCGCCCAUCUUUUCCAUAAAGAAGGCGUCAAACUCGUCUAUGGAGGAGGUACGAAGGGCCUUAUGGGUGAAGUCGCCCAGACACUGGUCUCGCUUUCAGGCCCUGAGUCGGUUCACGGCAUUAUCCCUUCGGCCCUGGUGAAGAUCGAGAGUGGCCAUCGUACCACGCUGGCUGCCACUGAUAGUGAGGUGGCGGGUAAACUACCGGAGAGGACCGAAUCCACAGAAGCAAAUGGUGCAGUAUCCGGAGACAAGACCAGCUUCGUGAACCCGGAAUAUGGUAUGACUACUAUUGUCCCGGAUAUGCAUACCCGCAAACGCAUGAUGGCUGGGGAAGUUAUCGCUGGUGGCCCUGGUAGCGGAUUUUUGGUUCUACCUGGGGGGUUCGGUACGAUCGAGGAAGCUAUGGAGAUGACUACGUGGAAUCAGCUGGGGAUUCACGAUAAGGGAAUUGUUCUGUUGAAUAUUGACAACUACUGGGAUGGCGUUCUCUCGUGGGUUGGCAAGAGUGUCGAAGAAGGGUUUGUGAGUACAACAAACAAGGACAUUUUGGUGGAAUGUAAGGAUGUAGAGCAUGCUCUUGAGGCGCUGAGGAGCUAUAAAUUAAGUGAGGGGCGUUUUGGAUUAACCUGGGAGGUGGAGUUUGGAAAUGAUAAGUGA